AUGGUUUUUUACAUCGAAGGUCUACAAUUCCCGGCGACUCACGAAGGCUCUACUAUUGCCGGAGCAAAGGGGGCUGCUACUGUCAUGAAAAUCAUUACCUUCUUAAGUUCACUCCUAUCGCCUUUGUAUACCGGCAUUGUUUGUCCGUCAUUUACGCAGAUACUCAAACUGUACGCGUGGGAGGAGGCAUUCGAGAGGCUGGUCACAAAACUGCGCAAUUCAGAGUUGCGCCAGCUUCUGUUCGGUUCCAUUUCCUGGGCCAUCGUGGAGGCCAAUUGGACCCUUGCACCCUUUGUUGUCCUACUGGCCACCUUCUCAUCCUACAUUGCCAGACUGCGUCCGGAAGUGUACAUUAAUGGCACCAGCACGAUCGACAACAUCGAGGGUCUGUUGACGCCGGAAAAGAUAUUCGUCAGCUUAUCACUCUUCAACCUCCUACGGGUGCCGCUCACAAACCUGCCGUACAUUAUCUCACUGGUCAUCAUGGUAUGUCAUUAA
Messenger RNA from Dibothriocephalus latus, 498 nucleotides. NCBI's taxonomy places the organism in Eukaryota, Metazoa, Platyhelminthes, Cestoda, Diphyllobothriidea, Diphyllobothriidae. The record is from the annotation of a GenBank genome assembly.